CACAUCCUCCAUGCGCAUCACCUUUACAAUUCUUUUUUCCCCAUUCAAUCAUGCAUUUCCCUUCCUAAGAAGCACAUCUUUUUUGUUAUAUGUCACUUGCUGAUCUGUCCGCAUCUUUUCUUUGCUUUGAAUAUAAACUUAAUUCUUCUCGUAAGAGAAACGAUUGAGGAGUAAUAAUUAGCACUAGUACCCUAUAUAUGUAGGCUUCUUCCUCUGUUUACUAGUUUCUUUCUCCAUAUAAACUUAAAGAGUUAAAAAUGGGAAGGCAGCCUUGUUGUGAUAGAGUGGGAUUGAAGAGAGGUCCAUGGACUAUAGAAGAAGACCAUAAGCUUGUCCAUUUUAUACUCAACAAUGGCAUUCAGUGUUGGCGAACCGUUCCCAAGCUUGCAGGCUUGCAAAGAUGCGGAAAAAGUUGCAGAUUGAGAUGGAUUAAUUAUCUGAGACCUGAUUUGAAAAGAGGAGCGCUAUCUGAAGCUGAAGAGGAUCAGAUUAUACAACUUCAUGCUCGUCUUGGUAACAGGUGGUCUAAGAUAGCAUCGUAUUUUCCUGGGAGGACAGAUAACGAGAUCAAGAACCAUUGGAACACCCGAAUUAAGAAGAGAUUACAGCUUAUGGGAAUAGACCCUUUAACUCACCAGUCAAUUGACAAGGAAAAAUACCAAAAACAACCAGAUGAUACAGAGAAGUUAUCAAGAACAGACACAUAUGAUAAAAGAAAUGAAACAGAAAACUUCAUCGAAAAUGCUACUGAUAUUUCACUGCCAAACAAUACGUACCACAAUAUGUUGUGUGAAAAUCUUAAUGUGGACUUAUGGAACAAAAGCAGCAAAACUAUGUCCAAUAGUUACAGCCCUUCAAUUUCUUUGGAAGAAUCUGUCAACUUGUCAACAACAUCAGCUGCUACUGAAUCAUCAAGUAAUAUUGUAGCUGCACCAGCAGAAGAACAAGAUUCUCUACAGCAAUGGAUGGAUUCAAUUUUCUCAUGUGCUGUCAAUCAACUAGAAGAAGACCUCUUCUUUUUGAGAAAAUACAAUUGAUAAUUGCGCAACUUUUCUUUGUCCUUCCCUGUUCUUCAUUUUCUUAUUAGUAUAAUUGUUCCCCUAAAAUGAAAAAGGAAAAGGAAUUACAGGGAGGCAAGUUUCCUCUUCGUUGCUUGGGCUAUAAUUUAUAUUUCUUUUAGCUUAGUGAAAUUUUAAUCGUAAUGUCUAUAAAUUUAUUGUGAUGCUUGCUCUAACCCAUUGUACGAUAUGAGGUGCAAAUGUUUAACUAGCCUC
Lycium barbarum (goji berry) is the source of this 1274-nucleotide messenger RNA. RefSeq names its product myb-related protein 315-like. The transcript has 3 exons. The record is from RefSeq and is a predicted model, not a curated record. Bases 258 to 1037 code for a protein of 259 amino acids. NCBI's taxonomy places the organism in Eukaryota, Viridiplantae, Streptophyta, Magnoliopsida, Solanales, Solanaceae.